Hipposideros armiger (great roundleaf bat) is the source of this 2169-nucleotide messenger RNA. RefSeq names its product WW domain binding protein 4 (gene WBP4). NCBI's taxonomy places the organism in Eukaryota, Metazoa, Chordata, Mammalia, Chiroptera, Hipposideridae. Gene Ontology annotation, biological process: mRNA splicing, via spliceosome. The transcript has 10 exons. Gene Ontology annotation, molecular function: RNA binding; protein binding; zinc ion binding. Gene Ontology annotation, cellular component: precatalytic spliceosome; nucleus. Bases 771 to 1892 code for a protein of 373 amino acids. The record is from RefSeq and is a predicted model, not a curated record.
CCGCCGCUCCCGCCGCCGCCGCCACUCUGCGCCGCGCGAGCCGCUCCCGCCGCUGCCCACGCGCUCCCGAGCGGAGGAACGAGUCCGGCCGCGGCGCACGGGCGUCGUGGAGGCGGAGCGCGGUCGCUCCGCCGACUCAGGAAAGUUCUGAGCAAAGCCCGGCACCUCGCGGGCCCGGGAGCCACUGUUUCACCUCCCUGUUUUACACUCCGCCAACGGCCCCCCAGCCUACAGGUCCGGGUCGCUCCGCCGGUCAAAGUGCGUGCGGACUAGUUGGCAAAGUUGAGGGCGGCGACGUCUCGGGGGAACAGCUGUUUGCGUUCGGGGCGGAGGCGGCGCGCGAGCUCCUAGGCCACGAGCCAGCGAGUCUAGAAGAAGGGUGGAGGUUCUGGAUCGCAGGGAAAGCGAGGGGGAGAAGGCGGGAGGACGCGGGGGCUGCAGGCGUCGGGGUGCAGCUUUCCGGCUUAGGUCCCGUCGCGCUUUUGCCCCUUCUCGGUGACCUCACCCUUUAUAGCGACCCCACCUCUCAGGAGCCGGGAGCACCGCCCCCGGAGGGGGAGGGGCGGAGGAGGAGCGUGCGAACGCGGAUUGAGUCGUCGGGGCACCCGUAGUUGGGAACCGUGAAACCCGGGGCCCCGGGGAAGGAGGGAGGUGUCCGGGCUCCGAGGCUCGGGUGGGCCUCGCAUCUGGCCGGGCUCCCCCUCGCCCCGCGUGGAGAACGCGAGCUUGAGCCGGACCCGGAGGCGACGCGCGGAGCGGCUGGUGCAGUCAUGGCAGACUACUGGAAGUCACAACCAAAGAAAUUCUGUGAUUACUGCAAGUGUUGGAUAGCAGACAACAGGCCUAGUAUUGACUUUCAUGAAAGAGGAAAGAAUCAUAAGGAAAAUGUGGCAAAGAGGAUCAGUGAGAUUAAACAGAAAAGCCUGGAUAAGGCGAAGGAAGAAGAAAAGGCAUCAAAGGAGUUUGCUGCAAUGGAGGCAGCUGCCCUGAAAGCAUACCAAGAGGAUUUGAAAAGGCUUGGCUUAGAGUCAGAAAUUACAGAGCCAAGCAUAUCACCAGUAACCAACACUGUCCCACCCACCUCUGUAUCAAAUCAGCAGAAAGAAAAGAAGAAAAAGAAAAAAGACCCUUCAAAGGGCAGAUGGGUAGAAGGCAUAACCUCUGAGGGUUACCACUACUAUUAUGAUCUUAUCACAGGAGCAUCUCAGUGGGAGAAACCUGAAGGAUUUCAAGGAAACUUAAAAAAGACGGCAGUGAAGGCUGUUUGGAUAGAAGGUUUAAGUGAAGAUGGUUAUACCUAUUAUUAUAAUACAGAAACAGGAGAAUCCAGAUGGGAAAAACCUGAUGAUUUCAUUCCACACUCUGGCGAUCUGCUUUCUAGUAAAGUCAAUGAAAAGUCACUUUGCACCAAAGAAGAGUCCAAAUCAUCAGAUUCACAUAGUGAUUCAGAUGGGGAACAGGAAGUAGAAAAAGGAGAGGUCUCUACAGAAACACAAAAGAUAAAAAUAAAGUUUAAGGAAAAAAAUAAAAAUAGUGGGAAAGAAACUGAACCAGAAAAACAGAAAGACAAAAAUAUCCAAGAGCAGAAUUCAUUGGGUCCAAAGGAAGAAAAACCCAAAGCUCAUAAAAAAUCAAACCCCUAUGGAGAAUGGCAAGAAAUUAAACAAGAAGUUGAGUCUCAUGAGGAGGUAGAUUUGGAACUUCCAAGCACUGAAAAUGAAUAUGUGUCAACUUCAGAAGCUAAUAUUGGUGGGGAACCCAAAGUGGUUUUUAAAGAAAAAACAGUCACUUCACUAGGAGUCAUGGCAGAUGAAGUGGCCCCGGUCUUCAAAAAGAGAAGAACUGAAAAUGGGAAAUCUAGAAAUUUAAGACAACGAGGUGAUGAUCAAUAAUUGUAAAAGAGCUUUAAGGACAGAAUGGAGACUACACAUCUUAAAAGCUUCUCUGUUAUUUCUGAAUAUUUUAAUGCUAAACAUUUAGAUUUAUUCUAAAUGUAUUUUAUGUGAAUUUAAAAUCUUUUAUCAUGUGAAAUUUAUUUUUGUUCCUAAAAUGAAAGCCUACCAUAGUGCAUUGUAAUACAGUGUAUUAUGUUCCGUGUCUAAAAAAAUGCCAAUUAUGUAUAAGAUGCUAUGUAUCUGUUAUUUAAAACAUGAAAAAGCAAGGUCUUUA